AUGGCCGCAGAAGUUGGCGCUUUAAAGCAAAUUAUGAAUUCACAAGUCAGCAUUAUUAGUGAUCUGCGCAUUGCUGCGAGUGGGAUCUGCAACCGGGUGUGCUCCCUGGAGCGGGAGCGCAAUGAGCGGGCCUGGCCCUGUCACGACGCAAGCUAUGCCUCUUGUGUCUGCUGUGAAAGAGGUCCUGACCCAUGGGGAGCAAAGUACGGCGGAGACAGCGACUCCGACAGUACCGGCUCUGGAGGUGGAUGCAGGGACCGCUGCGGUGAGGAGUUUACUGGGGCAACAGUCGCCAAAGUGGAGUAA
Messenger RNA from Knipowitschia caucasica, 306 nucleotides. The record is from the annotation of a GenBank genome assembly. NCBI's taxonomy places the organism in Eukaryota, Metazoa, Chordata, Actinopteri, Gobiiformes, Gobiidae.